Molecule: messenger RNA, 10407 nt
Organism: Spirodela intermedia
Lineage: Eukaryota; Viridiplantae; Streptophyta; Magnoliopsida; Alismatales; Araceae
Source: the annotation of a GenBank genome assembly
AUGGAAGGCGAUGGCGAAGAGGGUGGGCGUGUUCGGAGCAAGAGGAGGGGGGAAGAGCUGGAGGCCCUGCUGUUGAGUGAGGUCGAGCAGGUCUCCUCGGCGCUAGACGCUGCGCGACGAGUGGAUGAUGUCAUCUGCGCCCUCCACUCCCUGGCCCUCUCCCUCUUCCCCGUCGACUCCGCCAUCGUGGAAGGUCCGAAUCCCACCCUCCCUCUCUACAGCUCCGCCCGCUUCACUGCCUGGUGUGUGUCCUAGCUUGCCCUGAGGUCAGCGGAUCACCUUAUUGUGCUUUUGGAAUUCCAGGUUGCCUCGACGAGCACCACAGGAAUCAGGUACUGGUUAUACUUUCUCCGUAUGCUGAUUCUGGGAUCUCUGCGGUUCAAAUGAAGAUGAUUCUCUUACGGAAGUUGACUGCCGAUCAUUCAGCCUUCUGGAGUCAUUCUCCAACAUCUUACUGAAUAUCGCCGGCCUUGCUUUGUUUUCUUCUCUUGUUUUUUCAAAUUCUUCUUCUUGAUCCAUUGAGAACAUAAUUUCCAAGUUUAUGUGCGAUUAAAAUAUUGCAUAGGAACUAUUUUUUGAGCUCUACUUCUCUAACUUAGUUGCAUGCAAUUCAAAAGAAUUUCCUUUUUUCCCUCCCCUAAAGAAGGACGAUUCAAUGGAUUCAUUCAUGAUCUUUGAACUCCCGUGAAGUCUACAGUGCUUCAAACAAAUCCUGUUUGCUUAGUUUUACCAUUUGUAUUUCAAUGGCAAGAUUUCCAUCAACACGAUUUUUUUUGUUGAACUCUGCUCUCUUACCUAUGUUGCCUGACGCUCUAGGAAGUUUAUUUUCCUCUUCAUCCAUGGCAAUGGGGUGGGGGAGGAUAUAUGGGCCUACUCUUUCCUUCUCCUUUUUCUUUUUGUUUUUUUUGGAAAUCGGAGUCAGUAUUGCCUUGAAUUAUGCAAGUAUUUAUUCUUCUCACAUCAGCUUUAUACAUAGAAACAUGCUUAUUUUAUAUAUUUUUCUCCAGAUCAUCUGUGCCCAGGUUCCUGACGAGGUUGAAAGGGAUGAACGUUACCAUGCUUUUUAUCAAGGAGUUUCAUUUCCAACAAUGGCAAGGAUUUUACUUUACAGUAAGUCAGUAGCGACCAAUCUUCUUGAUGUUUUGAUCCCAAGGAAUAGAGGCUGGGGUUGCUCUUCAAUCUGUCUUCCUGGCAUAAAUUAGCGAUAGAAAUGGAAAUUUGUAUUUCAUCGCAUAAUUUUGAUGAAUAGAGAACCCUUCUUGGGCUAUCUUUUCAUAUCUUCCUUCCUUUUUUCAGAUGCGGCAAUUUUUAUUUUUUUUAACUGUGGAUAAAAUUAACAAAUUUUGGGCUUUUUACCCAAUUUUUUUAUCGAUGAUAGAAAACUUUUGGUAGUCAUUUUGCGGUCAUUAUAAAAUCUCCAUAGCUCAAGCAGCUUUUAUGAUAUCUCAGUUACCACUGUGGUAGAUUUUCUGCUUCUUUCCAGGUGAGUCUCUGCGCCAAUAAUUGAUUUAUUUAGGUAGAGGGUGGAAUCUCCGAUAACCUAGUCAUUAUGAUACCGAUUAUCUAUUCUAUGCUAGUGAAUUUUGUGAAGGUAUGGUAUGAUGUUGGAGAUGGAUGUAUGCCAUACCUAGGGAAUCGUUUGUCCUAAAUAACUGUGUAAAACUCAGAUGUGUCCUCGUAUUGUUAAAAAUCCAGAGUACAAUUAUGCAUUUUAAGAGGGAAAGAGGCUUGUACUCCAACUCUGAUCGUAACAGGGCUAUUAAACAUUGGAGGAUGUAAUCCUGAUAUUGGAGAAUAGCACUCAUAAAUAUUUUUUCGUUGUUUACCAGUUAAUGAGUUAAGUUGAUGAAAUAGGAUAAUUUUUGUUGUCAUUUAGGAAACCACACUAACUAUUCUUGCACUUUUAAGGAAACAUAAUAUAUAAUAAUAUCGGGGGACAUGAAAAUAGCCCAUCUCCAUUACCCCCAACAAACUGGGUUGUAAAAGACAUGAUAAAAGGCUCCCCUGCUAUUAUUCUAGAGACCUUAGAAUAGAUGCCCCACUUAUUCCUCCCCUUUGUGUUGGAGACUGCUUUGAAAAGGCAUCAGUUUCUUUUCUUCCAAAUAAAUUUCACAAUGAUGAAAUGGACUAAACUAUUGUACUCCAGAUUUCAAGAUUGCAAGGAAUUGAUGGACUUCUUUAGUUCAAAUGUGGAAAAUGACUGGUAAUGAUAUUUUUCUUUGACAGAUAUUGCCUCGAAUUGGCUAUCAUGCUUUCCUUUAUCAGCAAGGGAGCAAAUUUAUGAUUCAUUCUUUCUCAAAGGACCAGCUUGUGAGAGUGUGGAGGCUUUAAUCUGCAGUUUUAGUGCAAGUAGAUCUGUUGAAGAUGUUAAUCUUGAUGUUGUCUGCUCCAAUAUUGAGCGGUAUUGACCAUCUACAAUGCUAUUGUCUAUUUGAGUUUUAUCUGUAAUUUUCCUUAAGUUUAUAUGAUAUAAUUAGCCUUUGGUCAAAAAUACCAUGUGGAAAAAAAAUCAAAUAACAUUUUCCUUUGGUAAUUUAUUUUUCAUGAAAAUUCUGCCCCUCCAUUCUAUCAUUCACAUCUCUCCUGUAGUUUCGCAAGUAUGAUGUUUUUGAAGGUAUUAUAGUAUGUGUGCUGGGCUCAAAAGAUUGACCUGUAAGGUAUUAUACCACUGGAAGGUAGGUGAGAAAAUUUAUGAAGAGCUGGAAGCAUUGGUGUGCAACAAUUGAACCUGUUCUUAUCCUGAAGAAGAUUUAUCAAUGGUGAUCCAGUUGAGAGUAAUUUGAAUUGAAGAGCAACUUCGCAAGUUGCGAUUUGAAGGUUCCACGAAUGUGUAGGCCGUGAACUAACGUUUUACCUUUGUGUUUUUCUUGUUUUUAUGGGAUGUUUCUGUUUGAGGGUUCAUGACUAAUUUUCUUUGGCUGAUCUUUUCUAGGUUGUUGCUACUUUUCUUUUGCUCUCUGUCUUCUUCAGUUUUGUAGAACACUGCACUUUCUGUUAUAGUCGAUUCUGAGUGGACUGAUGUAGUCCAAAUACUGUUUUGGACUCCAUCUCUUCAUGUUUCCCCCUCCAAAUAUGAUUUUCGUAAUAUUAGCACUUGCUUGAGGGUGGUAUCUCAGUUUUGGUUAACUAAACUGGCUCACAAGUCAUUAAAGCCGUCUUACACUAUGCUUUGCAUAACCAUUUUCUGUCCAUGAAAUUUAUUUCCAUGUAUCUCAAGUGGUGAAAUCUCUUAUUGUAAUAAAAUUAUCACCUUACAUCAUUCAUACGUCAUUCCUAUGACCUCUUGUUAUCAUGUGUCUUAGAGUUUAUUGCUGACUGGGGAUUGGACACGUGUAUGGUCUAUAUUUGUAUGCCGUUAUUCCUGGGCCCUUUCAAGGAGACGAAUCCAUGGUCCUUGAGUCACGUUAAAUAUUUUCCCUAUUCAGUGAAGAAGGAUAUAUUUACUGGAGGGUGUCUGGACGAAUUCUAAAUGUUAAGGCAAUGAUGUAAUCUUUGUUAUUGUGGGAAUGUUGGGGAACAGUAAGGAUUGUCCUUAAUCAAAGUUGACUGUGAUUGUUUGGAUCCUCCUAAUGCUGUGAACCUACAUAUGUAUAACGUCUAUUAUCUGUGCUUAUUGUCUAUAAACUGCUGUUUUUCUGAAAAAUCGGUUGUUAUAUUUAUUCUGUUCUGUAUGUGAUAUUUUCUACUAGAGGUAUGCUGCAUAGAUCAGAUAAUAAUGUAUGUAUUCGAAUUGCAACUUCACAGGAUAUUGGUACUAUCCUUGCUUAAAAAUGGAGUGUACAGCAUUGCUUUAGAAUUUGGAGAUUCCUGUGGCAAUGAGGAAUAUGUCUAUGGAUUUCUCAAACAAAAUAGAUCAACAUCAAUAUCUAGGAUGUCGCAACUUCUUGCAUCAGUUCCUGAUAAAGCUAGACCACGGGCUCCAGACACACUUUCUGCACAGUAUCCUUGAACGGCUAAAAGUUUUUGUAUAAAAUCGUUAUCUUGAUCUUUCAUCAACUUGGAGCUGCACUCUAUAGCUUGGCAUAUCUCAUCAUCUUUCCUUCUGGAUGAUUCCGAGUUUCUAAGUUCCAACGGCACAGCAUGGCUGGAUUUUUGAUUCUGUUGUAUGUAAUGUAUACUAGUUGCGGUUGGCAUUUUUAUCAUUUUUAUUUGUGCAUCCUUGGAAUAAAGUUCAUUUCAUCUUCCAUAUAAUCAUCAUCGUCGUCAGUGCAAUCCUAUCUCAACAACAUAGAUUCAGUUGAGUUUCAGAAGAAAAUAUUUUGGACUGGAAAAAAGUUUAUCAGUUACUGCCUGAUGUGAACUGUGUUGUUGCUCCAUCCUCUCCUUCAUAAAUGAUACAAUUCUGAUUGCAGCAUGUAGACAUGACAAGUUUGUCAUUGGGACUUUGCGAAUGCAGUCCUAUCUUGGACAUGCCAAUAUCAAUCCAACUUGUUUGAGGCGGACUGCAUACUCUGUAGAAUGUAUACUCGAGACAAUAGGAAAAUAUACAAUUGCACGACCAUCAAACCAUUUAGCUGUUUUUAACAAGACAUAUAACUAGGCAUGCUCACAAAAAAGGAACAUCAGAAGGUUAGAAGUCUUUUUGAAGUCUUGCACAAUUUCAGAAGCCUCAGUCCAGCGGAUGAAGCUAAUGGACACUAAUGACUACCCUUUUUCUUUCAUUUGAAUUUUUUCUUGACUUGAUGUUAGCUUGUUCUUCAAGCAUAUUGCACUUCAACUUCUGUCUGCAGCAUAUGAAAAGGCUUUACAGAUACAUGAUAAAAGAUACAGCCUGGAUGAAGCUUCUGUCAAUGGCACUUUCGCAUUUAUUGGUGAAACAUUUGCAAGAAUAUGUCGACGUGGAUCUGCAGGUGCUCUUACACACUAGCAUGUGUACUCUGUCUAGUGCAAUAUAGUUAGCCUGACUCAAUAAUUGCCAGAAUCUGUUGUACGUUAGUCCUUACAAAACUCAAAUUGCAAAUGAAUAUCAGGGACCAGCAGGUUUCAUGUGCAAGGAGAAGUGUCAUAAACCUCAACAUUAGUUUGAUGGUUUUAAACAUCAAUAAGAUGUAUGGACUCAAGAGUUCUUGAAUGAUCCAUGUGCUGGGAUUUAGAUGUGUUGUUUGCAAUUAUUUAGUGAAAAUUCACCACUUACCUCCAACUACACGUAACAAUCUGUUUAUCAUCAUUCUGGGCAUUCCUCUUUUACAUACUGUAUUAUUCUAGCUCAUAGUUAUGUGACUAUCAACAUUACCUAAAAUAUAGUGUACUAGGAUCAAAGACGUCCAAGCACACCUAUUUUCUUCCAUCAAAUAUGAUAUUUUGUCAAAUAAUGACGUGUUUGACAGACAGUAAUUUUGGUCCCAUGCAAAGUUCGGUGAAAUAUCGAGUAAUACUAUAUACUUUUUGCAGUUUCAGAUUCGUCACCAAACUGCGUUCAAAAAUUUAUGCUGAAAAAUUCAAUGAUUAUCUCAAAUUAUUUGAUUUUAAUAUCUCGAAAACUCAUCUGAGACGAAGCUCAUAUCAAAAUAAUGUCUGAAAUUUUAUCCUCAUCAGCUAUUGAAUGCCUGUAACAUCUAACCUGUUUUGAUUCAGUGGAAACUGCUUUGUUUUUUAUACACUUCAUUAUCCUUUUGGCAUAAAUUGUUUUUAUUUUACAUUUUCUGAUGAUUUAAUGUUCUUUGUCCAGAUGUCCUGGUUCUUAUUGUGACACCAAUGAUGCUUGAUCAUGUCCGGAGUUGCUUUUCAUCAUGUUGUGAUUCUAGUGCAUCUGACUUGAUUGAAUCUAGACCUGAGUCUGUAUUUUGGUUCUUGCUAAUGGAGGAAAUAAAAGACUCAUAUGCUGUAGAAAGGUUGUCUGAAAUGUUGCUUCACCGGCUAGCUACGCAAAAUAUCAAAGAUGAAGAAGCAUAUUGGAUACUUUGGAUGUUGUUUCACCGGACCUAUAAGAACAAUGUAGCUACUAGGUAUGCUUGCAUUUUUUCUGUUCUUUUUCCUCAAUUAGUGGUUUUUGGCGACGAGUUGGUCAAUAUAAUUUCCCAACUAUUUACAAUAGUUUUCAUUUUCUUUAACUGGGCCACUUCGGCAUACUGAAGUGCAACUUGGUUACAAUGCUGCCAGCUAGUAGUUUUAUUCACAUCACUUAUUCUGAAUGAGCUUAGCAUGGGAUUUUUUUCAUAUUUAUCUUUUAACCUUCACAUCGAUAGGUCAAUUAUUCUAUGCCCUUGCAACUCAUUGACAAUAAUCUUUUUUUUAUGAUCUCAACUUCUCUCUUUCAACUUCUGUGUUAAAGAAAAUGAACGUUGGUAAGUCAUACUGAAUCUAAUGACGGACAAGGCUGACCUCUUCAUCUGUGCAGUGGUUUGGGGAGGAAAUUCAAUCAAUGUACUGCAUGAUAAAGUAUGCUGUGGGUGUGAAUGUAACGGGGAUAGAAUGAAUGGAGGAUAGGAUGUUGUUAUUCAAGGUGAAAAGAGGCUGGUGCAGACAUUCUAGAUAGAGGUUUCACCUGAAAAAUACUUUUGGGCGGAUCCACAUAAUCUGCGUUCUGAAAAAAGAGAAUAGUUAUGCAGGAGGUUGAGCUUUUGUGCUUGCAAAACGGAAGUUUUAUGGUUGCUAUCUCAGUAGUGGGAAAAUCACAGAGGACAUCUGGAGGUUUAUUGAUGAUGGAUCAGCCACUUAUUAAGUUCUCCAAUUGGUAUAACAGAUCAAUGAAUUCGUCUGGUCUUCCAUCCUGUCUUGUGAGUUAUGAAAUGAAUCCAAGAUGAUUAUCAAAUUCAAACUUGAGUUUUUUCUGAGUUGACAUAGAUAACCUGGAGAAAAAUGGCAGUAGAAGUUCCUACCUCUAUGAAAAAUUUGAGUUUUGUCUUAUGACCUGUGGAGAAGGGGAAUCCAUGAAGAUAACCAGUUUCCUUUAUGCUUAAUUUAGGCGUCCCCAAUGUGGAGACUAAAAUGGAAUUUUCCUUUCAAAGGUAGCUUCCAUGUUUAUGCAUUGAUCCCAAUGUGGAUUUAAUGUUUCUAAAAAUUCAUGAUAUGACGUCGAUAACACUAAAUGAAGAGGGUUUUAAGAUGCUGGCACCUUUCUGUGUUCUUGGAUGCCUCAUCCAUGGAAAAUGGAGAAUUGCUAUGAAGUGCCAUGUAAGCCAUUAGUAUAAUGCUGACAUUUUUCGCUUGGAAGACUAUGGCUGUCAAUGGAGGGAAUAAAAGAGGGGGAAGAAAAUAAAAAUGAAAAGUAACUGGCAAAGCCAAUGUUGUUGGGAGGGAUAUGAAGAUUCGCAUCUUCUUUUUUUUUUUCUCUUUCUUUUGUUGUGAACCCUCUUUGGUUUCUCAUCUACGCACCCACCCUGCUCUACAUAUUCUUUUAUUGUUCGUAUUGCCCAUGUUCUAUGGUUCCAUCGUCACCAGGAAGAAAAAAAAAGAGAGGAAAAACAAAAACCCUGAAAAACCCCACGAAGGCAAUAAGUAAGAGGAUUGGAUCUAUAUUUCUAAUUAGUGGUGUUCCUAACAGUUGGGCCCUCAUACUCUGAGCUGACUUAGCAUCUAUGGUUAUUGAAGCUGGAACUGUGCCUGAGUUAGUCAAGGACAUAUACUGCAGAUGUUUCUGCUAUUUACCGACAGUGAUGACUGAUUUAAUAGCAUCUACUUUAUGUCACCCAAUUUUCAAGUCUUAUUUCUUAGUCAAAUAAAGUAUCUAACAUGUAAGCUGUUGCUUGGUCUUUUGUCCCCUGUGAAUUAACUUCAUUAUAUGGGAUAUUGUUGUCUUUAUUAUUAUUAUUUUUUGUUGUGUUGAAUUAUUUAUCCCUUAUUAACUUAAGUUGAAUGUACAUUGAAGAUCAAUCGCGAUUUCACAUUUACAUUGAAUGCAUUAAAUUAUUUUAAGCUCUUCUUAAGCAUCAUUAUUUCUACUCCCAAAUGUUACCUUCAGAGACUCAUCUUGAAAAUUUCCAUCAGGGCUAUGUUCUCUGAGAAGUUUCUACUCUGGAAAGUGUUUCCUAUACGUUGUCUCAAAUGGGUUCUUCAAUUUUCUGUUCUUGAAUGCAACCCAUCUGUUGGUACUGAGAGGAUGGGGCAAAACAGUGAAAGAUUCCUGGAGAUUGUGCAGUGUAUGAUUGGUUUGUGGUCCAAACGUGAAUUUGUUCAAUCAACCUCCAUGGAACAGCAAGCGUGUAUCCUUUUUAGCUGCUCACCUUCCCCCCCCCUCUGAUCCAUUCCAAAAUUAAGUUCUUUAACUUGAAACUGUAGACCUAACUGCUGCUGUCGGCUUAUCUCUGGAGAGGAUGUCAAAAGAAGAGUUAGAAUCCACUAAAAACGUGUUGCACUCAAUUCUUGAGGGAGUUAGCUGUAAUUUCUGAACACAAACCAUGAAUGAUAAUCUUCCUACUAGCCACGUUAAUUUUUCAAAAUUCCCCUCUUCUUUUUUUUUACACAGGUAGGCUUGAGAGCCCAGACAAUCUGGUGCGGAAGAUGGCUAGUGCUAUUGCUCUUGUUUUCUCUAGAAUUAUCGAUCCAAAACAGCCCCUUUACCUUGAUGAUAGCUUUGGUGAUGUGAUCGACUGGGAAUUUGGGCAAAAGGCUCUGUCCUCUGUUUCUCUUAUUGAAACGCCCUCUGGCAGAGAAUCGAUGAAAUCCAGUGAAUCGAACAGUGGUGUUAGUCAGAAGAGACACAAGGGUAGGAACAAUAAUCUAGAACGUGAUGAUUUUCGUAUUCCAGAAUCCAGAUUACUUGAUCCCGAUGAAAUCAUUGACCCAGUGGUGCUGUAUGAUGAGAGUUUCCAAGUUCAGAGAGGCUGUGUGGAUGAUGAUUCACUCAGUGGGACUUCUGAAGGUUCAAGUGACUCAUCUUUAAAGCCAUAUGACCUGACAGACGAUUACACAGAUUUGGAGAGAAAGUUCUCUCAGUUGGGUGACAUAAUCACCGCACUUAGGAAGCCUGAUGACCUAGAUGGCGUAAGUACUCUUAUUUUCUCUAACCUGCUGUUACGAAUCAAGGGUGAGUUUUAUAAUGUGAACGAUAUUCUCUUCAGGUGGAAAGAGCGCUUGAUGCGGCUGAAACCCUUGUGAGAGCAUCACCGGAUGAACUCCCUCACAGUGCUGGUGAUCUUGUCAGUUCCCUGGUCCGCCUCCGUUGCUCGGAUCUUUCUGUCGAAGGGGAAGAAGAAUCUGCAGAAGAAAGAAGACAAAAGGCACUUGUGGCAUUACUUGUGAUGUGCCCAUUCGAAUCAUUAGCUGUUCUGAACAAGUUAAUUUAUUCGCCCAAUGUGGACCUGAGCCAGCGCAUCCUCGUUACUGACGUCAUGACCAUCGCUGCCCAAGAGCUCGCUGAUGUUAAGACCCUGAGAUCAAAGACUUGGCGUGCAGAACUAAUAUCGCCCAUCUCUGAGAGGCAGCCUUGGUUCCUUCCCGGCAGUGGAGGGCCACCAGGGGCAGGGCCUUGGAAGGAGGCCUCUCAAACAGGGCCGUACUGGAGUUGGUCCCAUAACUAUGAGAGGGAGCUCCCCGCUAAGCCUGGCCACAGGAAGGGGACCUCGCGCAGGUGGAGCCUCAAAACCGCAACGUCACAGGAUCACGGGGAGGAGGUGUCGAGGAACAGAUUUCCUCUCUAUGCAGCUACCUUCAUGCUCCCCGCAAUGGAAGGGUUUGACAAGAAAAGACAGGGCGUUGACUUGCUGGGCCAAGAUUUUAUUGUUCUCGGUAAGCUCAUCUACAUGCUCGGUACCUGCAUGAGAUGCAUGGCUAGGCACCCAGAAGCAUUGGCUUUGGCUCCUGCUCUUCUUGAUUUCCUGAGAUCUCGGUAAGCGGGCUAAAACAAUCAUACUCUGCUUUUUUUAGUAAUCCUUCAUAAAAUGACAAAGGUCAAACUUGCUUAAAAUAUAUAUGGAUGGUUAAUUUUGUUUUUGAGUUAGAUGAUUGCCCAGUCCUUGAAUUCAAUUAUAUAUUGUUUAAACGGAAUACUUAGCCUCACCCUUAUGCAGGGAGAUUUCGUAUCAUUUGGAAGCAUAUGUCAGGAGAUCCGUUCUCUAUGCUGCGUCCUGCGUCCUUGUGGCACUGCAUCCGUCCUACGUGGCUUCAGCUCUGAUUGAAGGCAACCAGGAGGUCUCAAGUGGGCUGGAGUGGGUCCGCAUGUGGGCCCUCCAAACCGCAGAGUCGGACUCGGACUCUGAAUGCUAUUCGGUCUGGGUCCAACAUUUUUGUCUUCGUUUUCUCUUCCGUAUUACGCUCUCAGCUUCAAUCCAACGCGCCAUUUUGUUCACUGCAAAGUUAUCGCUAUUGUUUCUGGUGCAGAUGGCUAUGAAAUGCCUUCAACUCCACGCCGAGAUGACCCUUCAAGCUUCUCGGGCCCUCGAGUCAGCCGCGUGUUUCGCAUCAAGAGCAGGCACGGCGCAAUUAAAGACGAAUGAAAUCGUGCUGCCCUUUCCGAGCAGGAGCUUUUAG